Daldinia loculata is the source of this 246-nucleotide messenger RNA. RefSeq lists its product as uncharacterized. The coding region runs from base 1 to 246 and encodes 81 amino acids. The record is from RefSeq and is a predicted model, not a curated record. The transcript has 2 exons. Lineage: Eukaryota; Fungi; Ascomycota; Sordariomycetes; Xylariales; Hypoxylaceae.
AUGCCUCGAGACGGAAGCGGUCGAGCCCACAACGCUCAAGAUCUCUCGCCUGAGACCGAUCACAACAUCAUCCACGGUGCCGGCAACGAGACUGACCCUCAUGUUGCACGAGCGGAUAAGACUGCAGAGCUGCCCGAACACGAACACGGCGCAGGACUGAAAGGAUUAAAUGCUAGUGGUGGUUCAUGUCAGGGUCUAACACAUGGUCCGGGGAGUGGACAGGGAGGACGCGGAAGCACAAAUUAA